CCAUGCUGUAUGCUGUAUCAGGCCACCGCGACAGGGAUAUUAUAAGGACAUUCUUGCUAUGAAACAAGAUUAAUCUAGGCCUAUCGACAGACAUGAGAAGUUAGACCUGACAUGCUGAGUCUGGAUGCCAGUGUUUACAGCUUGAGAUGUAAGCAUGGGAAUGGCACUGUUGGUGGGGUUCAGCUGCAGCCUUAUUGGCUGGAUCUGUGUGUAUGUCUUCAUUUGCUACGUUAACACUCAACGGGGCUACGAAUGGAACUGCAGACUUGUUACUCUUUUCCAUGGCAUCCUCAUAGUUUUACUGACCGCUUACAUUGCCUUCAUUGAUGGGCCUUGGCCCUUCACACAUGUAGGUGAAGAGAAUACGCCCCUGCAGGUCUUGGCCGUGCUUAUCAGUCUGGGUUACUUCAUUUUUGACAUGGGCUGGUGCAUGUACUUCCGAACAGAGGGCCCUGUGAUGCUUGCCCAUCACAUUCUGAGCGUCCUGGGUAUGCUGCUGACCCUGGGUCUCGGGGAGUCCGGCACAGAGAGCUGUGCCGUAAUCUUUGGGAGUGAGAUCACCAAUCCCCUCCUGCAGACGAGGUGGUUCCUGAAGCGUGCUGGCCAGUAUGACAGCCUGGCAGGAGAUGCCGUUGACCUCUUGUUCAUUUUACUCUUUGGCCUAGUGCGCAUUGGCGUCGGCAGCAUCCUCCUCGUCGCAGUGAUUACGUCCGCCCGAACUAAGUUGGUUAUAAAGGCAGGAGGGGUGGCCAUCUACACACUGUCCUGGAUCUUCAUGGUGGACAUCACCCGCUUUGCCUUCCGAAAAAGUUGCGGUAAAUACAGACGCUGGCAGGAGCGCUGCAUACAGAACAGUGUAAAUGGAAAGGCUCAUCAGAAUUAGCUCCGACCUUAAAAUGGCCAUCCAAUCACACCUAAGUGGCUCCCUAAUGAAAUGAAUGACAGAGUGCUGAUAUUCAUUGAAAUGGAAAAAGACGACUGAUAUCACCAACUAGCUAACAUGGAAUUCCUCUCAUUUCUCAGGCAAUUGUUAUAGUAAAUAUGUGAGUGACCAUUGGACACUGUGUUAGUAGGCUGUCAAUGUCUACUGAGUAUUCAGCUGACCUACAACUGUGACAUAAUAUUUUUGCCUACUAUAUAGUAGGCCUAAACUAGUAUGGGUAUUCAGAUGCAGCCAUAGCUUAUUUAAUCAGACAUCUCUGAAGUUGUAUUUAUUACUGUUGUAUGAUUUCAACAAUGAUUGUCAAGUGCUUUAUACACACUGGAGGUAGGCUCAGUGGUGUAGUCUACAUGAUACGCAGGACUACGCAGUAUACCCACUUAAAAAGCAUCACCAUCUCACUAUACCCACUUAAAAUAGGCAAGGAUAUGUAUUAACAUUUGGGGUUGAUUACAGUAGGCCUACACCCACUACAGCUAACUACUACAUCACAGUAUAUCCACUACAGCUAACUACUACAUCACAGUAUAUCCACUAGAGCUAAUGGAAUACAGAGUAUACAGAGCUAAUACAGAGUAUGGAUGGAAUCAGUAUGGAAGACAAUGUGUAAAUGAGUGUUUUUUCUAAGGGGCCGUUUAUACGAGAACGAUUGCGAAGGAAGAGGACAAAAUAUUUGAUCAUAAGUGCCUUUCGUUUACACGGCGACCCCGCCAUCGGGGCUUGAAGACGCAAAAAUCUGAA
Molecule: messenger RNA, 1681 nt
Organism: Alosa alosa (allis shad)
Lineage: Eukaryota; Metazoa; Chordata; Actinopteri; Clupeiformes; Clupeidae
Gene: tlcd5b
Product: TLC domain containing 5b
Exons: 3
Coding region: 155-883 (242 amino acids)
Cellular component (GO): membrane
Source: RefSeq, a predicted model, not a curated record